This is a messenger RNA of Alternaria burnsii, 1758 nucleotides long. RefSeq lists its product as uncharacterized. The coding region runs from base 1 to 1758 and encodes 585 amino acids. The transcript is spliced from 5 exons. Lineage: Eukaryota; Fungi; Ascomycota; Dothideomycetes; Pleosporales; Pleosporaceae. The record is from RefSeq and is a predicted model, not a curated record.
AUGACUGAUCCUACGCCGCUCCAGCCUGCACCACUACCCGUUCCACAAGGUCUGGGAUUGCUUGUUCCCCAGGCAGAGACAUUUCUGGUAGAGGGACUCCACAUCGGCCUUUUGUCGCGACAUCAGCCCCCAACCGAGGUGCGAGAGUGGUUUGACGACAACCGUGUUUGUGAAAUGCUUAAGGCACAUGUCAAACGAAAGAAUAAGAGCACAGUCUACCUAACGGCCAUUGUUUUGUGUAUGGCGGGUAAGCUGGAUGGAGUCGAGGUCAUGUUGACACCUACUAUCUGGAUUUCGGGCGGUGACAAGAAGUCAAAAAGUAGCAUCAAAAGCUCAAUCAGCAACUUGAGCUAUCUCAAUAGGUUCCUGGCAAGAUUUCAGAUGAGAGAGCCUCAUGUUACCGUCAGCGGUCCGGAAAUCUUGUCAGGAGUAAGAAUAUCUUCAGGAGCUGGCAUACACACAUUUGAAAUCCGAGCUGCCUAUGAGAGCCUGGAUUCUGUAUGUGGUACUAGUGCCAGAUUCACUAUGGAAGUAGCAUCCGAUGGCAGUACCUUCAAAUCAUACACCACUAUUGGUGGCUUGAUCCUUGUGGAUGAUAACCUCUUCGCUAUAACAACCGCUCACGCUAUCACGAAGUAUGCGAUCCCGAAUCCUCGGAACAUAGUCACAGAAACAACGGAUGACUCUCCUAUGCUGAGAGACCUGGAUAUGCUCGAAUGGAAGCCCUCACAGUUCCCGAGUACUUUCGCAUACUUGGGUGAUGCAUAUAUUCGAGGCGUCAAAGUCGACAGGCCUCUUGUUGAUGCUGCAGACUUCGCUCUGGUGGAACCACAAUCAUUCCCGAACUUAGGUUUCAAUACAUACCAGCUCAAAGAUCGGUCACACUUCGAAUCAGUUUCAGACUAUACGCCAACCUCUGAACUCAAAUCUGGGGAUGUGACGAUCUGUACAAAUGACGACACACUUCCGAUGAAGGGAAUUAUGGUGAAAGGCGACGCACCCAUUGUCGUGGGAGGUGUUGUCAUGCUCACGAGGAUGAUAGAAGUGACUACAAUGCCCUCUCCAGGCCUAUCUGGCUCUUGGGUCGUUCGGGAAGGAAAGCUGUGCGGCGUGGUAUACGCAGGCAGCGUCUCGAUUCCAUAUCUGUACAUCAUUCCGGCUGAAAUCAUGCUGGAGGAUGUAAAGAAGUUACUCGGAGCUAGUACUGUGAGAGUAGCGACUGCUCAGAAUAUAUCUACGUGGAAGCUUGAGAAUGUGGGGUUCGUUCCUACCUUUGGGUCUUCGACAUAUGCAUCCUCAUCGUCUGGUGCAGCGUAUAUACAGCCUGAAGAAACAUCCUCAUAUGAGACGUAUCAAUCCAUCCGCAUCGCCCAGAAAAAUAGCACCAUUCUCACACCCAAAGCACUCGAGCGCGCUAUCAACGUCUUACUUCCAUACACCCGCAAACUACGCUCCUCAGCAACAAUGGACAACGACCCUGACACCCAGCGAAUUCGUGCCCGCCUUGCCAAUUGCGGUACUCCUCAAGAGAUUGCCGAAGAAGGCUUUCGCGUCUGUCGCGUCAAUGCUGAUCUACGCGCUGUGUUGGACAAGGUCAAGAAGACUACUGCAACUGCGACUGCUGCACUUGCACAAAAUGGUGCUGUCCCCGCCUCCAUGGCCGCUUCCACAUCAUCUACUGCCGGCACCAUUCCUAUCCUCAAGAGCAACACUGCAGUCCCCACCUCCACUAUCCCCGCCACCCCUCCUCAAGGCUAG